Nanorana parkeri is the source of this 490-nucleotide messenger RNA. RefSeq names its product macrophage migration inhibitory factor (glycosylation-inhibiting factor) (gene MIF). The transcript has 3 exons. Bases 76 to 420 code for a protein of 114 amino acids. Gene Ontology annotation, molecular function: phenylpyruvate tautomerase activity; cytokine activity. The record is from RefSeq and is a predicted model, not a curated record. NCBI's taxonomy places the organism in Eukaryota, Metazoa, Chordata, Amphibia, Anura, Dicroglossidae.
AGUUAUUGGUCAUCCCACGUGUUCUGUAUACGGCCUGCUCUGCGCUCUCCUCCAUAUCGCCUACACGAAGACAUCAUGCCCACCUUCGAGCUCUUCACUAACGUGCCCAAGGAUGCCCUUCCAGAGGAUCUGUUGGGUAGUCUGACCGAACAGCUGGCAAAAGCCACGGGCAAGCCGGCAGAGUACAUUGCCGUGCAUAUUCUGCCCGACCAAGUAAUGAGCUUUGGUGGCUCAACAGAGCCUUGUGCUCUAUGCAACCUGAAAAGUAUUGGCAAGAUUACAGGCCAGCAGAAGACUUACACCAAGCUAUUGAGUGGUAUACUAAGCAAAGUUCUGCACAUCUCCCCUGACAGGUUUUUUUUUUUUUUUUUUUUUUUAAACCCUGCUAACGUGGGCUGGAACAACUCUACAUUUGCUUAAUUGUACCCCAGUGUCAGCCACAACAACGGAUUGACAAGACUCCUCUUCUGUAAUGCAUUCCCUCUUAUAA